Physcomitrium patens is the source of this 396-nucleotide messenger RNA. The record is from the annotation of a RefSeq genome assembly. NCBI's taxonomy places the organism in Eukaryota, Viridiplantae, Streptophyta, Bryopsida, Funariales, Funariaceae.
AUGAAAAUCAAUCGACCGUUAUCACCUCAUCUUACCAUUUAUAAGCCACAGCUUACUUCUACUUUUUCUAUUUUCCAUAGAAUUUCUGGGGCUUUCUUAGCCAGUAUGGUUUUUUUUAGUAUUCUUUUUCUGAAAAUAGGCGAUCUUAACCUUACUUCUUAUUAUCUUUACCGAUACGCUUUUUCCUUCACUUUCUAUUUCCAUUGGUUGAUUUCAAGCGUAGUCAAUUUCAGUUUAUUGGCCUUAUGUUAUCAUAUGAGUAAUGGAAUUCGUCAUUUAUUGUGGGAUCUAGGUUUUUUUCUAGAAUUAUCCAAAGUAUAUACUUCCGGAAUUAUUAUGUUAUUCUGUGCAGCUUUUUUAGCUGUAUCGAAUAUUAUCCGAUUCUAUUUCUCAUAA